Paramuricea clavata is the source of this 1008-nucleotide messenger RNA. The record is from the annotation of a GenBank genome assembly. NCBI's taxonomy places the organism in Eukaryota, Metazoa, Cnidaria, Anthozoa, Malacalcyonacea, Plexauridae.
AUGUUCGAAAACAUGUCCGUGAACGAUCUUAAAACCUAUCUUCGCGAACGCGGCGUAAGUGUGAAUGGCUACUUAAAACCAGCUUUGAUCGAAAUUGCCAACGCGGUUGCAAAAAUGAUGCUUCCCGUUGUUAUUGAAUUUGAAAAGGGAAAUAACAAUCAAGACAUACAUAAUUUUAUUAUUCAUGAUAUGGAAAUCAGUGAUCCGUUUUCUGCAUCGCAUAAUCUCGUGAAUAACUUUGUCGAUUCACCCCCGUUUGGAUUGUAUGAUAUUUUUAACUAUUUGAUCUUUCAUUCAUGCGAUUAUGAUAAACAAGGUUUAGCAGCUUACAAAGCCUUUGAUGAAUAUCGGUUGUUCCAAGAUGGAUAUGUUGAAUCACUUCUAACGGAGACAAUGUCAAAAGAAGGAGUUCAUCUGUACAUGGGUAAGGUGAAACCCGCCAUGAAAGAGAAGACAGAUGAGGGAAAGUUAUUUUACGAUUGUUGGUUUAUGCUAGAAGGCAAAGGGGCUAAUCGAGGCAGUGUGUUGAAAGCGAGAUGUCGAUGUAAAGGUGGCCGUGACGGAGGCUGCAAGCACAUUGCUGCUCUCAUGUAUUCGUUGGAAGACUUAUUGAACACGCGUGACAACGACAGUCCAACCAACGUACCAUGUAUAUGGACAAAGAAACCCACAACAGACAGCAGACCAUGUGAUGUUAAGGACCUGGAAAUUGGAAAAUGCGAGCAGCCGCUAAAAAAACAUAAGAAUGAACACGUCUACUGCGAACACAUCGAUGUUGAUGUCAGGCAUGAAAAUGACCGAGAUUUACCAACAAAUGAUGCCAUACAAACGUUCACACAAUCGUUGGAGAAAACUGGUAUGAGACCAACCAUUUUACCCCUACUCACCAAGCUGUACAGCCAAUCUCAAAAAUCACCUAGUGGUAACACUUCAAUAAAUAGUCUAAAGUCUGAAAACCCCCCGAUUAAAUCGGAAGAAAUGUAUGGUAUCAUGGAGCAGAAGUUGUGA